AGGGAUAGUCUAGCAGACCACAACUGAGACUUCCUUCAAUAUUUCUUUGCCUUUUUUUGCUGCAGCAGUAUUUGGUCAUUUCCUUCUCAGUUUCUCAGAAAAAAAAAAAAAAAAAAAAUGGGGCUCAAAGGUAAAAUGAUUGGUCAAACUAACAUCCAUGGCCCUGCUGGAGAUGUGUUCCAUGAUGCCUUCAGCAAAAGACCACACCAUCUUGCCACCAUGACUCCUGAGAAAGUUCAAGGGUUUACUUUGCUUGGUGGUGAUCUUGGAACUGUUGGAUCCAAAAUCUGCUGGCACUAUACCCAUGACGGGAAAGAUAGGGUGGCAAAGCAGAUUAUUCAAGACAUAAAUGAAGAAAAGAAAUCAAUCGUAUUUAAGAUGAUUGAAGGAGAUCUGAUGGAGCUGUACAAGACCUUCACUAUCAUAUACCAUGUUGAUGUUCUUGGUGACAAAGAAAGUUUGAUUACAUGGACUCUCGACUAUGAGAAGCUGAAGGAAGAUACCCCACAUCCAGGAACCUUGCUCAACUUUUUCCUUCACAUGGUUGAAGACAUUGAAUCUCAUCAUAUCAAAAAUCCUUGAACCAUCUAUAUAUAUAGACAUAUCUCUUCUAAGUAUUUAGCGUGUUUGAAGUUGCUAUGGUGUCUUCUAAAAUGGAUGCACGAAUAAAUGUGUGCUAUUAAGUGCUAUGUCAUUAUAAAGCUAAUGCUUGUUAGUUUCACAAGUAAUGUUUGUAAAAGUUGAACAACAUAAAUAAAUAUUAUUUGUGAGUAAUGAAUAUUUGUGAUUUUAUUGUGACA
Messenger RNA from Coffea arabica (coffee), 800 nucleotides. Its product is annotated as kirola. Gene Ontology annotation, biological process: defense response. Lineage: Eukaryota; Viridiplantae; Streptophyta; Magnoliopsida; Gentianales; Rubiaceae. The record is from RefSeq and is a predicted model, not a curated record.